AAGGCUGUAGCGGCUGUAGCGUUAGGAUGCACCGAAUCCUCCGCGCUUGGACUCCCUACAGUGCUAUAGAUUCCAAUGUUUUGUUGUGGACAGCGACGCUUUGCCACGCACAACCAGCGGGUGGAUGAGGAGAGUUGCUUCUGGGGCAAGCCAGAAGACGUCCCCGGAGAGGUUCAUAUGCUCAUCGUUGGUCUGGAUUACAGCUGCGACCGAGUCUCCUGGGCCGGCAAGAAUGUGCUGGAUACAAAAUAUGCCGUUGACAUGAUUGAAGAUUUGGCGCGAAAUUGCGAGGUGGCAACACUGGAAAAGUUGUGGAACCAGCAAUGUACCAAGGAGAAUGUCAUCGCAAAGAUUCAAGAGGUCGCCGGAAAGUGUGGAGAAGAUGACUAUUUCAUUUUCUACUACACUGGCCAUGGCGAUCAACUAAUAAACGUAGACGACGAUGAGGAAGAGACGCACGACCAAUGCUUUUGCCUAGUGGAUGCGAAUGGCAGCACAGAUGAUGCAACCAUGACUUACCGUCAGCAAGUGUGGCUGCGUGACGAUGACUUUGUUGAUGCAGUGCUGGAAUCCAUUGACGAGAAUGCCCAUGCAUUGGUUCUGGUCGAUGCUUGCCACUCCGGAACCAUUUGUGACUUCAACUCUGGGUUGUGGGCUGAGAAAGGCCAAAAAGCCAUCUCCAUUUCUGGUUGUUCCGAUGCGCAGACCUCUGCUGGUACUGGAAAAGGUGGUCACUUCACCAGAGCACUCACCAGAUCUGUGCAAGAGUUGCAAGCGCAACAUGGUCUGGAUGCCAGCUAUAGCGUUGGCCAACUUUACAACAAAACCCUGGAGAACUAUGAGGAAAGCAAAAACAGCGGACAUACGCAGGACAUUGAGAUCCAUGGCUGUGCCAUCUACCCUUCAGAGAUGGUGUGGCCACUUGCCCCCAGGCAGCCGUACAUCUCACGAGCAAAUAUGGUUGGCUUCACCUCGCAGAACCACUUUCAGAACCAGGGAAUGCAGCCAGCGCCAGCAAAUUGGAGCCUUGCUGGUUGAGCUUUUUUGAGAUGGUGCAAGUCUCUUGGGGGCAAUCUCUGUGAGGAUAAAACAUCCUUGCAGACAUGUUGCCUUUGAUUUCCCCCAACUCUGCACUGGACAGGACUUGUUGUUUGACUAUUCUUUGUAGCAAGUUCUGUGGAGUCAUGUGCAGAGCUGGCCAUUCCCAAUGCUUUAGAUUAUCAUUUCCACACCUGCUCAGUGAAAUGGGCCAAAGACAAAUCGAUGCAAAAGCUGGUAAGUGGCAGCUUCAGAGCCAUUCUUCCAAAAGUCUACACAGCGGGUUCUAGAUGAUUUGGGUAGCUGGCAACAACAUGAUGCUACCAGGUAAUCACAAAGAGUUGUCAGAUCCUUUCCAACGAACACUUGGAGCAAUUCUUUCUAUCAAUGAGAUAAAUUCAAUACCGCUACAUUUCACCAUCAUUUGGAUUUGUUUAAGGACACUGUCGCUG
Messenger RNA from Durusdinium trenchii, 1490 nucleotides. The record is from the annotation of a GenBank genome assembly. NCBI's taxonomy places the organism in Eukaryota, Dinophyceae, Suessiales, Symbiodiniaceae.